CUUUUAAAGUUGGUAAAACCCAAUUUAAUUAAAAUAACAACAAUGAACCAUAACGAAUUAUUGUUGGAGAAAAAUAAUGGAGUUAGGAUUAUAAGAAUAAACCGUCCGAAAAGAAAAAAUGCAUUUUCUCCUAAUAUGUACAUUAAGUUUGCAGAAAUUUUAAAUAACGAUGCCAAAGAUGAUUCAAUAGUUAUAACCAUUAUAACUGGAGUAGGAGAAUAUUUUUCCAGUGGAAAUGACAUUAUUGCUUCUGCUAGUAACAAUAAUAUCCAAGAAGGUCUAACAAAACCGGUAACGAAGGUGACGAGUAAUAAAAGUACGUACCUGCUCCAACAGAAUCACGUAGAAUUUUCUGGAACAACGACAAUAAAUAAACCACCUACACGUUUCCAGUAG
This is a messenger RNA of Brassicogethes aeneus, 396 nucleotides long. NCBI's taxonomy places the organism in Eukaryota, Metazoa, Arthropoda, Insecta, Coleoptera, Nitidulidae. The record is from the annotation of a GenBank genome assembly.